GACUAAGGCUAUUUCAUUCACCUCAUAGAUUCUGUUAAUAAAUCAAUAGAGCUUCGUCACCAUGUCUAAGCCCUCACCAGAUUAUCAGUCGACCGAGAACCUCGACCUAUCAAGCGAGACUUCAUCUCAGCAUCUCGUGAAGGAUAAUGUUUCCACCACCACAGACACAUCCAAAACCAAACCGAGUCGGUUGGUGAUUCUAUUAACCUUGGCCUCCUCCAUCUCCGGGUACAUGUUCGGUUACGACACCGGAUACAUUUCGGGAGCGUUGGUGAGUAUUGGCACAGAUUUGUCCAAUAAGCACCUUACUGAUGGAGAGCAAGAAUUCAUAACUGGAGCCACGUCUUUAGGGGCACUUUUAGGAGCCGUCGUGGGGGGAGUAUUGGCCAACUUCUUGGGUAGAAGAAUGGUAUUGUUGGGAUCCAACGUGAUUUUUGUGGUGGGGGCCAUUAUCCAAUUGGCUGCCAAAACCGUGUGGACCAUGAUUGUGGGAAGAUUUGUGCUUGGAUGGGGAGUGGGAAUUGCAUCGUUGAUUGCUCCCUUGAUGAUCUCCGAGUUGGCGCCUUCACGUUACCGGGGCCGGUUGAUUGUCACGAACAGUAUGUUGAUUACUGCUGGUCAGUUGAUUGCGUAUUUCAUUAAUUGGGGGUUAACCAGAGUUAACCACGGAUGGAGGGUGUCGGUGGGCUUGUGUAUUGUCCCUGCAGUUCUCCAAUUUGGGUUAUUCUGGUUCUUACCAGAUACUCCAAGAUUCUAUAUCAUCAAUAACGACCCUGUGAAUGCCAAAAUGGUGUUGAAAAAAGUGUAUAAGGAUGCUGACGACGCGUUCAUCGAGUCUGAAAUCGCCGAAAUGGUGGCUUCCAACUCCAAUGUUCCAGGUGAUGGUCCGGUGUCCAGAGCAUGGAACUCAGUCAAGUUACUUCAUUCUACUCCAGCAAAUUUAAGGGCUUUGAUUUUGGCCUGUGGGUUACAAGGAAUCCAGCAGUUUACCGGGUUCAAUUCGCUCAUGUACUUUAGUGCUACGAUUUUCGAGACUUGCGGAUUCAAUAAUGCUACUGCUGUAUCCAUCAUUGUUGCAGCUACCAACUUCACCUUUUCAUGUGUCUCCUUAUGUAUCAUUGACCAUGUUGGAAGAAGAAAGACCUUGUGCAUUGCGAUUCCCAUCAUGUGUAUUGCGUUGGUGAUUUGUGCCAUUGGAUUCCACUUUUUGGGAGUCAAGUUUGGUUCUUCUGAUGAAGUGAUUGUUAAAAGCAGCGGUAUUUCGGGUUGGGGAAUCGUGGUGAUUCUUUCAAUGGUUCUCUUUGUGGGAAGUUACGCUAUUGGUAUCGGAACCUCUGCCUGGACUGGAGUUGAAUUAUUCUCUGAUGUUAAUGUCAGAUCGGCUGGGGCAAUGUUUGCAGCCGGUACUAAUUGGGCUGGUUCCUUAACCAUUUCCUCCACUUUUUUAACCAUGUUGGAGAAAAUCACUCCCACAGGAACCUUCUCGUUCUUCGCAGGUUUGUGUGUGAUUUCGUUCUUUUUCAUCUACUUUUUGUACCCUGAAGUAUCUGGCUUGGAACUCGAAGAGACCACCAGAUUGUUGACCGACGGAUUCAACGUCAAGGAAGCCGGCAGGUUGUCCAAAGAGAGAAAGCAUCGUAAACCCAAAACCCAGCCUGUGGUUUAGAGGUUCACUACUAAAGUUUAUACUUAAUUAAUUAGUCAUUUUAAUAUUCACAAACAUUUGUG
This is a messenger RNA of Yamadazyma tenuis ATCC 10573, 1728 nucleotides long. RefSeq names its product myo-inositol transporter (gene ITR1). Gene Ontology annotation, molecular function: myo-inositol:proton symporter activity. Gene Ontology annotation, cellular component: membrane. The record is from RefSeq and is a predicted model, not a curated record. Gene Ontology annotation, biological process: myo-inositol import across plasma membrane. NCBI's taxonomy places the organism in Eukaryota, Fungi, Ascomycota, Pichiomycetes, Serinales, Debaryomycetaceae.